This is a messenger RNA of Xiphophorus maculatus (southern platyfish), 3417 nucleotides long. RefSeq names its product nudE neurodevelopment protein 1 (gene nde1). Bases 142 to 1179 code for a protein of 345 amino acids. Gene Ontology annotation, biological process: mitotic centrosome separation; vesicle transport along microtubule; microtubule nucleation. Gene Ontology annotation, cellular component: centrosome; kinesin complex; kinetochore. The record is from RefSeq and is a predicted model, not a curated record. Gene Ontology annotation, molecular function: microtubule binding. Lineage: Eukaryota; Metazoa; Chordata; Actinopteri; Cyprinodontiformes; Poeciliidae. The transcript has 9 exons.
UGAUUGGAGAGCUCGGUGCUGCGCUAACGUAAAUGGAGAUUAGUUAAUGCGAGCCUUGAAUCCUUUACAGUCUGAUUCUCACAUCGAUAAAUAGUUUCUUAUCUGUAGUAUGUGUUGAUUUUCCAGUCGUAAACAGCAGUCAUGGUAGAGCCAACGGCACACUCAUUUCCGUCCCUGAAAGAGGAGCUGGAAUACUGGAAAGAACAAGCACACAAACACCAGCAAAGGGCGGAUGAGGCUCAGGAAGAGCUGCAGGAAUUCCAGCAGAUGAGUCGAGACUAUGAGGCAGAGCUGGAAACGGAGUUAAAGCAGUGUGAAGGUCGGAACAAAGAACUGCUGCUGGAUAAUAACAGGCUCCGUAUGGAACUAGAAAGCAUAAAGGAGAAAUUCGACGCCCAGCAUUCAGAGGCCUUCAGGCACAUCUCAACACUGGAGGACGAUCUGGCCGAGACCAAGGCGGUCAGAGACCAUCUGCAGAAAUAUAUCAGGGAGCUAGAACAGUCCAAUGAUGACCUAGAGAGGACUAAAAGGGCUACCAUCAUGUCUCUGGAGGACUUCGAGCAGCGCAUGAACCAUGUCAUCGAGAGGAACGCUUUUCUGGAAAGCGAGCUGGACGAGAAGGAGAACCUGCUGGAGUCUGUUCAGAGACUUAAGGAUGAAGCCAGAGACCUCCGCCAGGAGCUGGCUGUCCGUCAGAAGGAGAGACGGCCGUCCAGCAGUCUGGGCAAAGACUCAGACCGCUCAGAAAUGCGGUGCUCCUCUCCACCCAAUCUGUCCAUCCCCAUCACGCCCUCCAAACCUGUGGGCUCGUACAUGACGCCCCCUGCCUCCAGCAUCCGCAGGGGAGACGGUCUAACAGGAACCCCUCUGACUACAUCUGCUAGAAUAUCUGCACUGAACAUUGUCGGGGAGCUGCUGAGAAAAGUUGGGAAUUUGGAGUCGAAGCUUGCAUCCUGUCGAGACUUUGUCUACGAGACGUCCUCCAACAGACCGGCGCUCCCCGUCGGCCCCUGCAGUCCUUCAGGUUUAGACGCAGGUCCUGAGGUCCAGGCCAGCAGCUUCAGCCCUCCUCCUCAGUACGACAGUCUGGUGAAGCGGUUAGAGUUCGGACCGGCUCCUCCCAGAGUGGUAUCCCACAGUCCCCAGUCUCCACAGGGAGGGGUCAAGAUCCUGCUGUAACAUGGUUCUACAGAACCCUGUACUCUGAGCUUGGCUUGUCUGCCCUAGUUGAACAGAGAGAGCUCCGUUCUCAGAUUAGGAGAAAGCAGAGCUACUCCGCCCAUCAACUGAUGGACUCCUGCUGCCUUAGGCUCAACAUAUAACCACAGAAAGCUGCUCCACGUUCUUAACGAGCCCACCGCUCAUCUCUUCCACUCUAUCUACGCUGCAGUCUGCGUCGACGCUUUCUGUGAUGGAUCAAAGCACACCUGACUCUGACUUAGUGAAGCCGCUGCGCCUGCCUGUAUCAAUAUAUCGAUCGCGACCUAUGCGGGGGGAAAAAGCGACGGCAAUUACAGCCGUCUGGGAGAUGAGCCUGGAACAGGGACCAAGAACCUGACCUUGGAUUUUAGCUAAUGUGUUUCUGACCAAACUGAAGCUGUGAUUAAACAUAAAUGGAUAUAAAUCCAUUGGGUUGGGUUUUUAUUUUUUAAAAUAAGUUAAAAUAUCUAUCCUUCAUAUUUAAUCUGGUUUAUCCCAACCUGCUUCCAUUUCAUACCCAUAAAACCAUUAGUGUAUCACUUUUUUUAUUAAAUUAAACACAAGUAGUCACUUAAACGCUCAAAUGACAUGGGUUUUUUUUUUGAAGACCUUAGAUUGCACCCUCUAUUGAUUUGUGAUCACAAAUCAAUGGAAUCAAAAAGCCCCAGAGUAACCUCCUUCCAGUAGAUUAUAAUUACUGCGUCACACAGCCUUUCAGCAGAUGAUAGCAUCUACCAUUGAUAUUGUGACGUUAAUGACCAAAAAAUAUGAAAAGGUCAUUGAAAGCAGAAAUUGUAUUAUAAAAUAAUUUUAUUUUGAUGCAUUUCUUUUAAAUUUUGUCUGCCACUGUUUUCAGUAAAAUGUAAGGCAAUAAUUGAGAGGAUGUCUGACGCGCUCACAGGCAACAACAAUUCAUGAUAUUGACUCAAGACUUCAAGGUAUGAUAUAAAUAUAUUUACUACAGUUCUGUUGGCUGGAAAUUUUCCUAACAAGAGAAUUUUUUUUUAAACUAGGGAGAAGUGUAUGCAGCUCUUUUCAGCCAGCUGGUUGGCAGUACUUCUAACACUUAGCCGCCCCCCACAAACAUUUAACCCUUUACUGCCCAGAUUUAUUUGCAAAUAUAUAAAGGCACAAAUUGUUUUGCAGUCAAGCAGAUGUUUAUCAGGUGUGAUGAAUUCAAGAGAUAUAAAUGUAGGCAUCUAGUCUGAAAACUAGCAGAAUUUGGUAGAAUUUGUUAAAGUGGCUUCAAUGAGCGUUGAAUGAGCAUCGACAGGCAGCAGUGGAAUAUUAUUUCCAACAUUGCUAGAUGCAGUUUGAAGCAGCUGCAAUAGUCUAUAAGGUGGUGGCGCUUAGUAUGGAUCAGUUUCUAUUAAGGUCUGCAAAGGUUUUAAAAACGUGUUAUAAGAAUGCAUAAAUCUUUUUUCAUUGUUCCUGUGGUUUAAAAUCCCUUUAAUCGCACGUCUGAGAAAGUGAGUAUUUUUCCCCCCCAUCUGUAACAGUGCCCCUUCUCCAACUAUUGCUGCACAUUGCUGGUCAGGAUGCUGAAAAAAAGGCAUGUGUUUUUCUCAUACUUCCAGAAAAGACCAAUUUGACUGGUAUUUUUUCCAAACAGCCAAAAAUAAAAACAUAAGGAUAUUAAGUAUAAUUCAUAAUCACUGUCGGUAAUGUCAACUUCUUCCUGUCAGUGUGCCGACUCCUUUCAUUACUUUGUCUUUUAAUGUGAGAAAAAAAAUUGAGCUUCUGACAGAUGCAAUUGAUCAUCUUGCAGAUUUAUGCAUUUCUGCAAAAUCUAUGCUGUUACAGAUUUUCAGGCAAUUCUAGCGUUUAACUUGGCACCCAUGCACUUCUGAAUGUACAGAUCUUUUGAGCAUUGAGAGUUACAGUAUGUUUAGGGGGAGAAAAAAAGUACAGUAUUUUAAGUUUUAAGAUGAACACGGUUUAUGAGAUUGUGUUAUGUAAAGCAAAUAUUUGACAUUGUAUUUUUAAUGGGACAGUGUACAAGGAAACUUGCCUGUAAACUGAAAAAUCUUGGUUUUCGAUCUCAUCUCAUGUUUGUUCAUACGUUGCUUUUUGUAUGCGUCUUUUUGUUUAAUAAAGGAGGCAGAUCUGAUUGGGAUUUAAGCUGCAACAAAACUAUAGAUCACAAGUGUCAAACUCCAGUCCUCGAGGGCUGCUGUCCUGCAACUUUUAGAUAUGCCUCUGCUGCACCACACCUGA